AAAAUAUUCUUUCUUGCUUAUAAAAAUAGACGGUUACAAUAUAAUACUAAUUGGCUUCGUAUCGAGAGUGGGUCUUUUUUUACAUCGCUUAAAAAACUUUCGUUAAUAUCACACCUAGCAGUUAUAAAUAAAUAAAAUUGGUUUCAAGUAUUUAUAAAUUUCUAUGAGUGUCAAUAGAAAUGGAUUUUUGCGCAAACACUAAUUAUAUUUAUAAGAAUACGAAAGUUUUAAACAAUAAAAAUCUUGAAAAUAUGUUUACAAAGAGAUAGUAGGAAAUAUCGGUUGUUACAGCAACACUUACGUCAAAUACUUGAUACAUAUGAUGCUUUUGUGUACAUUCUAACAAAAUAAUGAUACUGUAAGCAAUAAUAAAUAGACAUGUCGAACAAAUAAUGAACCUCUUGGUUCGGUAAUUCUAUUUACGGUAAUUCUAUAAAUCGUACUAGAUCCUAGUACUUUUAUUUCAAAUAUAGUAUUGUACAUUGGUUAUAUAAAAAUCUAAUGUAUCGGAUUGGAGUUGAAUACAGUUGAAUGCAAUUGAAUUGAUUGACUCCUACCAGAGAGCGAUCUAAAUACAUGUUUGAGAAUGAAAAAUUUCUAAACUCACCCGCUCACGAAGCGGCUUAGCGAGCAGUAAUCUUUCUAUAUAAAUGUACUCAUUUUGCAAUCGAUUUGAAAUUGAUGCAAACGAUGCAAACAACGGUGAAGUUCUUUUGAACGAUGAUAAUUUGUUUCUAUCUAGUAGGCGAAGAAUUGUGCACUAUCGUCAUCAAACGUAAUGAUCGAAAAAUGAAGCAAUUAAAACAUGUCCUUGUAACCUGACAUAUCAUAUCUACGAAUCUUCUUCAGAAAUAUUUAUUACAAGCAUGUUUAAUAUCAACAUCAUCGGUCGCUCGAGGCAACUUUGGCCUUCUACAAUUUCGUCUGUUUGUCGAAGCAAUCAUCGAUGCCAUAGAUUUAUGUUCACUGACAAAACGGACAAGAAACCGACCGAACAAGAAAACAUUGUCGAUUCCCAAAUCGCUGUUAUAAAAGAAUGCAAAACACCUCCAGAAGAACGGAAAACAGAGGAGAAACCGAGACUCCAAACAGUUCGGGUAUAUCGUUGGAAUCCAGAAAAGUCAAACGUGAAACCAUAUAUGCAACAAUUCACGGUGGAUUUAAAUAAAUGCGGUACGAUGGUUUUGGAUGUGUUGGCGUUAAUAAAGGCACAACACGAUCCCACUUUGUCUUACCGAAGAUCGUGUCGCGAAGGAAUCUGUGGAAGUUGUUCGAUGAAUAUAAACGGUGUCAACACCUUGGCUUGCAUCACAAAAGUGACACAAUCACCGAAACCAAUAGUUGUAUAUCCUCUACCGCAUUCGUACGUAAUUAGAGAUCUGAUAACGGACAUGGAAGAAUUUUUAAAACAAUAUCAAAAUAUCGAGCCAUUUUUAAAGCGUCCAGGGGAAGAAAACUUUCUUGGUUUACGACAGAUUUUGCAGAGUCCAAAAGAUAGAGAUAAACUCAAUGGCUUGUACGAAUGCAUACUUUGUGGAUGCUGCACUUUUGCCUGUCCACCGUAUUGGUGGCUUGGUGAUAAAUUCCUGGGUCCCGCAACACUUUUGCAGGCAUAUAGAUGGAUAAUCGAUUCGCGCGAUAUGGGACACAAAGAAAGACUCAGCAAAUUGCGAGAUUUUUAUUCGGUCUAUCGAUGUCACACCAUUUUCAAUUGCACAAAGACGUGUCCAAAGGGUUUGAAUCCUGGAAAGGCAAUAGCCCAAAUAAAGCGAUUGUUAGCUGGACUUGCUAAAAAAGAACGACCAGAAAUGGAGACUCCACUUCCAAAUCCUUGCAAUGGCGAAGAAAUAUACCAAUGCAAAGAAGAAUAGAUAUACGAGAGAGAAAAAAUGUUCGAGGUCG
Messenger RNA from Hylaeus anthracinus, 1902 nucleotides. RefSeq names its product succinate dehydrogenase [ubiquinone] iron-sulfur subunit-like. The transcript is spliced from 5 exons. The record is from RefSeq and is a predicted model, not a curated record. Gene Ontology annotation, biological process: aerobic respiration; tricarboxylic acid cycle; respiratory electron transport chain. Gene Ontology annotation, cellular component: mitochondrial membrane. Gene Ontology annotation, molecular function: 2 iron, 2 sulfur cluster binding; electron transfer activity. The coding region runs from base 867 to 1871 and encodes 334 amino acids. NCBI's taxonomy places the organism in Eukaryota, Metazoa, Arthropoda, Insecta, Hymenoptera, Colletidae.